ACGAAAAUAGUCAGUAUAUUGAACGACAACAAUCGGUCUGUGCUCGAGAUUCAUUUGUGGUUACACUAGUUAAACUACCAUCUGAAGUAACCUCGACGGCGGCAGCCGCCUCCGAGGUUCCCGGCGCAAUCAAGACGACCAUCAAUAUCGGCAUUGCGAUGAACCACGUUAACGAUCAGGAAAACCUUAAACAACUCAACCUGGCACCAGUUCAGGUCAAUGAAGUCGAGGAAAUGGACACACAGGAAGAAACACCAAAUGAUGGUGGAGGAGAUGGUAAUGAUACUAGUCCUAUGAAUGGAGAAUCAGAAUUAGCUUGUAUAGUUCAAGAUCAAGAAAUGGAAGAAGACGAAGCAAGAUCAGAGGCGACAUUUCGCUUCACAGUAGAAAAUGUCUCUACAAUGAAAGAUACUCAGUUGUCACCACCAUGUUACGUUCGUAAUUUGCCAUGGAAAAUAAUGGUAAUGCCAAGGUCAAGCCAGACACAAGAGAGACCACCUCAGAGAUCACUUGGUUUUUUUCUUCAAUGUAACGGAGAAAGUGACUCUGCAUCAUGGAGUUGUUUUGCAAACGCAGAUCUGCGGUUACUCUCUUGCAAAGAAGGACAAAUUCCAUUUAGCAGAAAGAUUCAACAUCUAUUUUAUAGUAAAGAAAAUGAUUGGGGAUUUAGUCAUUUUAUGACAUGGCAGGAUGUUCUGGAUCCUGAUAAAGGUUACAUUAAAGAUGAUUCUAUUACACUUGAGGUUCAUGUCAUGGCUGAUGCACCACAUGGUGUCAGUUGGGAUAGUAAAAAGCAUACAGGAUUUGUAGGUUUAAAAAAUCAAGGUGCUACGUGUUAUAUGAAUUCUUUACUUCAAACUUUAUAUUUCACCAAUCAGUUACGAAAAGCUGUCUAUAAAAUGCCAACAGAAAGUGAUGACUCUAGUAAGAGCGUAGCUUUGGCUUUACAAAGGGUUUUUCAUGAAUUACAAUUUUCUGAUAAGCCAGUAGGUACAAAAAAACUAACCAAAAGCUUUGGCUGGGAAACAUUGGAUUCUUUCAUGCAACAUGAUGUACAAGAAUUUUUACGAGUGCUUUUAGAUAAGUUGGAAAGUAAAAUGAAAGGAACAUGUGUGGAGGGUACAGUACCAAAAUUAUUCGAAGGGAAAAUGGUGUCAUUUAUUAAAUGUAAAAAUAUUGAUUAUAAAUCAACUAGAACCGAAACUUUCUAUGAUAUACAGUUAAAUAUAAAGGGCAAGAAGAAUAUUUAUGAAUCCUUUAAUGACUAUGUAAGCACUGAAAGUCUAGAUGGUGAUAAUAAGUAUGAUGCGGGAGAUCAUGGAUUACAGGAAGCAGAGAAAGGAGUGAUCUUUUCAUCAUUUCCACCAGUUUUACAUUUGCAUUUAAUGCGAUUUCAGUAUGACCCCGUUACAGAUUGUUCAGUCAAAUUUAACGACAGGUUUGAAUUCUAUGACAAAAUAAGUCUUGGCAAAUAUUUGCAAAAUAAAGAAGCAACAAGUGCAGAUUAUACACUGCAUGCAGUCUUAGUUCACAGUGGAGAUAAUCAUGGUGGUCAUUAUGUUGUAUUUAUCAAUCCAGCCGGUGAUGGAAAAUGGUGCAAAUUCGACGAUGAUGUCGUCUCAAGGUGUACAAAGCAGGAAGCUAUUGAACAUAAUUUUGGUGGUCAAGAUGAGGACAUAUCUAUGGCUGUGAAACACUGUACGAACGCCUAUAUGCUGGUGUACAUAAGGAAUUCUGAAUUGGAAAACGUUUUACAAGAAGUUAAGGAAGAGGAUAUACCUCAAGAGCUGGUGGAGAGAUUGCAAGAGGAGAAGAGGCUGGAACAAAUAAGAAGAAAGGAAAGAACAGAAGCAUACUUGUAUAUAACCGUCAACGUCCUUCUCGAGGAUAACUUUGACGGUCACCAAGGAAAUGACUUGUAUGAUCCAGAGCAUGCUUUGUAUCGUGUAUUUCGCGUGCGUAAGCAGUGUACCUUGCACGAGUUUCUUGAAUUGCUGAGUGAUAGCUUGAAAUAUCCAAUAGAGCAAAUUCGUUUAUGGCCACUGAAUGUACGUUCAAAUCACACCUGUAGACCAAUGCCGCUCGAAUUAGAACCUGAUACACAGAAAUCCAUUUACCAGUACUCGGAAAACCCAAAUGUUUGGAAUGUAUUUGUUGAACUUGUUCCUCCAGAUUCAGAUUUAACAGCAUUGCCACCUUUUGAUAAAGACACUGAUGUUUUGUUAUUCUUUAAACUGUACGAUCCUAAAAACAAAAAGAUACAUUAUUGUGGUCAUCAUUAUAUGCCUGUCACAACUAAAGUCCAGGAACUUAUACCAAUUUUAAACAAAAGAGCCGGAUUCCCGCCGGGUACAGAAUUAGCCCUUUAUGAAGAAAUAAAACCAAAUUUGGUUGAAAAAAUAGACAAUUUAACAGAUCCGUUAGAAAAAGUCCUUGAAGAAUUAAUGGACGGAGAUAUUAUUGUUUUUCAAAAAGAAGGAGACAAUCAUAUGUAUGAACUUCCAACAUGUAGAGAAUACUUUAAGGAUCUGUUUCAUAGAGUUGAAGUAACGUUUUGCGACAAAACGAUUCCUAAUGAUCCAGGCUUUACAAUGGAACUCUCAUUGAGAAUGACAUAUGAUCAAAUGGCGAGAGCUGUGGCACAAAGAGUUGGCACAGACCCAUAUCUACUGCAGUUUUUUAAAUGUCAAAAUUACAAAGAUUCACCUGGACACCCAUUAAAAUGUACAUACGACGGAUCGCUGAAAGAUUUGGUUUCUUAUUGUAAACCAAAAACAAAGAAAUUGUAUUAUCAACAGCUCAGUAUUAGAGUAAAUGAGCUCGAAAAUAAGAAACAGUUUAAAUGUAUAUGGGUUGGUCCGUCACUUAAGGAAGAGAAGGAAAUUAUUCUUUAUCCCAAUAAAAAUGGAACUGUGGCUACUUUACUUGAAGAAGCUAAAAAGCAAGUGGAAUUGUCAGAAAAUGGAUCUGGAAAGUUAAGGAUAUUAGAAAUCAAUUGUAAUAAACUUUCGCCUGGUCCAAGAGAAGAUGUGCCCUUAGACAACUUAAAUACAUCCGGCACAAAGUUAUACAGGAUAGAAGAAAUUCCAAAUGAUGAGUUAAAUCUAGCAGAAGAUGAAAUGUUAAUUCCUGUUGCACACUUUCACAAGGACGUUUUCUCGACGUUUGGUAUUCCCUUUUUCUUUAAAAUUAAACAGGGUGAACCUUUUCCAAAAAUGAAAGAGAGAUUACUGAAGAAAUUGGGAGUACAAGAAAAAGAAUUUGAAAAGUUUAAGUUCGCGGUGGUGACAAUGGGAAAACCACACUUUAUUAUGGAUUCGCCCGAAUGCAUUGUGAAUCUCGCAGACUUCCGCACCCAUCCAAGUCAGAUUUAUCCACUUUUAAACGCAGGCACAUCGCCACACAGGCCUUGGCUUGGUUUGGAACACGUCAACAAAGCGCCAAAGCGUUCUCGUAUCAACUACCUCGAAAAGGCUAUUAAAAUUUACAAUUAAAUUUUCAUCAUGCGAAGAGGAAUAAAAUUAGGCAGCCACUCAUAUAAUUUAUACGAUUCUAUAAUAAGAAAGCGACGUCUGACACAGAAUGGUUGGAAAUGCGUUUGUGUAUUCGGUUCUUCAGCCAGAUAAAGCGCGGUUUUAAUAUUAUGAUCAUGUUAACGAAAGGUAAAUCUACGCUUUGUAUACGAUGGAUUAAGAGAGUGUUAUGACCAUGCAAUGAUACUUUAUGAAUCAUGGAAGUUCUCCCUUUCGAAUCGACAGGGAUUUUACGUAGUGGCUGGAUCGAUGGUACAACAUCGAUUCCACUAUGCACCAACAAUGGAUUAGACGCUUCUAUCCGUGAAAUCAAUUUUUGUAUUUGUAAAUAUAUUUGUCGCCUGAUGGCACUCGUUUAAAAGUA
Molecule: messenger RNA, 3897 nt
Organism: Dufourea novaeangliae
Lineage: Eukaryota; Metazoa; Arthropoda; Insecta; Hymenoptera; Halictidae
Gene: Usp7
Product: ubiquitin carboxyl-terminal hydrolase 7
Exons: 18
Coding region: 159-3494 (1111 amino acids)
Biological process (GO): regulation of protein stability; protein deubiquitination
Cellular component (GO): nucleus; cytosol
Molecular function (GO): cysteine-type endopeptidase activity; protein binding; cysteine-type deubiquitinase activity
Source: RefSeq, a predicted model, not a curated record